AUGUCGGACACCAACAAGCAGUGGGUUGAGAAGAAUCUCCAGCGACAGCGUCGAAUGCUGGAAGACAAACAACGACAAAAGCGUGUGCAAAGUGCAUCUGGAAUCCGUGUGAAUUCCGCAUUCAAUGCCUAUAAUCAUCGCAAUGAAGGUAAUGAUGUUGGAGCCAACUUCGACGGAAAUUUCAAUCUUGGCGGAGAGACUCUUGCCCCAACUGUCAUCACAAUUCAAGCACCGCCAGCUCCACCGCGCGAUCCAUCGCCAGAACCAAAUUCUAAAAAUCUGAUUGACUUUGAAGAUUCGCAAUCCAGCGAUUUGUCUGAGAAACUUCAAAAGGCGGAUCUCAGUCAAUGCGUCGCUUCUGAUGAUGAGAACAACUCUGACAAAGUGUCGAAUUCAGAUACAUGGAAAGAUGACAUUGAAGAGCACACGUUGACGUGCGAGCAACAACCAGACAUCAAUGAAAUCUCGAAGAACAUCGUCAAGUUCGUCGAGGACCCGGCUCGUCGCAAUACCGUCUACAAGUGUUCGAUUACUCGUGACAAAAAAGGUGUUGACAAGGGAAUGUACCCAACUUAUUACCUUCAUCUCGAAUACAUGGACAAAGAGGAAAAGAAAAGAAUGUUCUUGCUUGCUGCUCGUAAACGUAAGAAGAGUACCACAGCGAACUAUUUGAUCUCAACGGACCCUACUAAUUUGGCGAGGGAGGGUGAUCAUUUCAUUGCCAAAGUUCGUUCAAAUGCUCUUGGCACCCAAUUCACCGUGUACGACCGCGGUAAUAAUCCAAAACGAGCUACCGAUCCCCUGACAAUUCGUCAAGAACUGGCUGCUGUCAUUUACGAAACCAAUGUUCUCGGAUUCAAAGGACCACGCAAAAUGACGAUUUUGGUUCCCGGAAUGUAUGAUCCAAACACUGCGGGAAACUCGAGACCAUCGAAUCAGGCCGAUCGCGAGCCGUUCACUAGAAAGAGUCUGCGACCAGUCGUGGAGAAAGAUACUCUUCUUGAACGAUACAAACUUCGAAAUACUGCCGAUUUGGUGGUGAUGAGCAACAAGAAUCCUGUCUGGAAUGAAGACACCCAAUCGUACGUUCUUAACUUCCAUGGUCGCGUUACUCAAGCGUCUGUCAAAAACUUCCAGAUUAUUCACGAGCUUGAUCCGGAAUACAUUGUGAUGCAGUUCGGCCGAGUUUCCGAUGAACAUUUCACAAUGGACUACAGAUAUCCGUUGUCGGCUCUUCAGGCUUUCGGAAUUGCGAUGACCAGUUUCCAUGGAAAAAUUGCUUGUGAAUAA
This is a messenger RNA of Caenorhabditis bovis, 1290 nucleotides long. NCBI's taxonomy places the organism in Eukaryota, Metazoa, Nematoda, Chromadorea, Rhabditida, Rhabditidae. The record is from the annotation of a GenBank genome assembly.